AUGAGCGGCCAUGUGCCUGGUCAUGGCAGUGUGACCUUUGAUGAGCUGGCCAAUAUCCUCGAUGCAGGUUCCAUUGAUGCCCUUCGGUCUUCCAAGGACAGAACUGUGGCGCUGGACGAUCGCAUGUCCAUCUGGGAAUUGUGCGAGCUGGUUCGUGAGGCGAGCUUCUCCGCCGUUCCUGCGAACGAAAAUGGCAACAGUUCGUGUUGCUCUGACGAUGGUGCUGCGUCUGACGACUCCCUGGCAGAGGAUCCAAGCAUCGACAAUUUCGUUAACAAAGUUCGAUUGGAGCUCUUCCCUGAGAAGUCCACGGACAGUGAUGAGAGUAUUGCUGGAGACUUUGCGGAUGGUCCCUGCUGUGUCCGAGGGCAGUGGAGCCCGGAUGGGGGCCCUGGCACUGCACAGAACCCUCAGGUGCAGCUGGAAACUGACCGGGUGACGCUGUUGAGGGCCGAGCUGCGCGCCAAGUUGCCGGAGCCAAGUAGCACACUGGAGCUGUGGCUUCUCCAGGGCACUCGCUGGGGUAAGCGGGUGAAGCAGCUGGCGUCAGAUGAGAAGGAAGAGGACAAGGGUGAAGAACAGGUUUUGAAGAAGGGGAUGACCAAGCGUGCGCAAACCAUGCUUAAGGCAGAAGAAGCGGAGGAGUCAGGCACAGCGAAACUUGGAGCUUGCCGUGUUUUUAAGAUCCUCGCUUCUGCGCAGAGCCUUACUCACCGGCCUGGCCCCAUCCGCGUGCAACUGGAGGUCGAGGUCAAAGCCAAGGAGACACUGACAUUUGUCUUGGCACGUGGCAGACACCAAUUGCAGCCGGCAACGGCCACGGAGCGGCCGCCAUCUUCGGGGUCGGAGGCGGCCGAUCGUUCAGGAUCUCAGACCAGCCGCCGGCCAUCACACCAGAGAAGAUAUUCCCGACAGUCGACGACGCUUGAGACACCCACACGCAGAGGCUCUGCCUCUGCACGAAGAAGCAUCUCCGGUGAUGCAGAGAAUCAGGCCUUGAACAAGGUGCAGUCGCGAGGCAGCGUCAUCUCCAUCGCCUCAAAAGGUUCGAGUGGCCGAAAGUCUCCGUCCGGACGCCGCUCUUCGGUGGGCCGACGGGGCUCCCAAACAUUUCUGCCAGCGCUGCCGGUUGCCAACCUCGACGAAGACGAGGUCAAGGAGAAGGCUCAGGCCGCAGCAAAGCUGGUGACCAUAGCACCAGAGAUAUUGACUCCACCAGCCAAAGCCUUGGUCCGCAGCUGGAACCCGCCGGAGGAUUAUUUUGAGCUGCGGAUUUGGGGCACCUCGCCCUUGCGGAAGGGCCCCAGGCUCGUCCUGACCGCUGCGGACAAGGCCGCGCGAUCCGCGGUUCCGCGCCGCAACCGGCGUUGGGAAGGUGCGGUCCGGAGCUUCGUGCGCACCUCUGGGAACUUGGAAGAUGCGCAUGAGGAGUCCUGGUGGGCCGCCCGCUCCGACGUGGCGCGCCACGCGCGCUUUGGGCUCAACGAGCAGCUCGACGCCGUCCUGGCAGACCUCCGCCGGAUGCGCAUGGAGGACACCAACACGGAUCCCGACUUUUUCAAAUAUUGUCCCAAGCACAGUCAAGGCGGAUUCAUGCUUCUGGACUGUGUGGGCAAGGAGCUGGGAACACCGAUGAGGAUAACGCGCCUGAAGAAGACCCAUAGCGAGGAACUCGAGAAGGCUGCCAAAAGCGCUGAGGACCGCGUGGCAGGCUUGCAGAAAGAGCUUCGAACUGCACGAGAGGGGAACAACGAGGCGAAGCUGCAGUUGGAGCUGGAGCAGCGCCGCUGGAUGUACAUCCUCGGAGUGCUCCAGCAGGACGAGGCUCUCAAGAGCGAUGCUGAGGUGGACCCCUCGAAGGCCCAGGAUGUCGGGUACCAGCUCAACGUCACCUCAGAGCAACUUCGGGGUCUCCGAACUCGAAAAGCCGAGGCUGAGGCCACGGCUCGGGAGAUGAAGGCUGCGUCGGAGGCACUCCAGGUGAGUCUGGAGGAGGCACGCGAGAAGUAUGCCGCGCUUGGCGAGGCUUUGGCUACGACAGCUUGCCUUGCCGCUGCGGCGGCCGCCGGCCUCGUGGCCCCCACCUUCCUGCCAGGCUUUGCAGGCGCAGGGGAGCGUGCAACGGCUGCUCCGCAGCUCCGUGGCUCUACCGGAGCUGGCGCAGGCUCCAGCGUGGGCGCCAUUGGUGCCAUUGCUGCCGGCGGCGCUCUGGCAGUUACGGCGCUCGCCUCGGCACGCCCGGUGCGUGCACGCACGGUGCACAAGGCCGCUUGCAAGUCAGCUCGCCGCGAGCUCGCCGUGGCCUAUGAGGACUCCGGCAUCGAUCUCCUUGACAACGGCAAGUUCGCGCAGGGCCUGGUGGGUUCCGAGGGUGCCUGGGGCCGCUACGAGUUCGAUCCCUUGGGCUUCUCUUCGAAAACGGAGCAGGUCCCUUGGCUUCGUGAGGCAGAGCUCAAGCACGGCCGCAUCUGUAUGCUCGCCUGGCUCGGCUUGGUGGUCCCGGACUUCGUCCGCUUGCCCGGCGAGAAGUUCUCCUUCGAGGCCGUGCCUGUCUCCAUCGAUGCUCACGAAGCCUUCCGCGGUGCCACAGGUGUCAACGCCCAAAUCUUGUUCUGGGUCAGCCUCGUGGAGCUCUGCUGCACGAAGAAGGUCUUCGAAUGGAAUUCUCUGGAGGUCGCCGGUGACUACGGUCUUACCAGCUGGUUCCCCAGCGACGAGGAGGGCCAGAAGAAGAUGCGCUUGGCCGAGCUCAAGAAUGGACGUCUGGCUAUGCUCGCCUUUGCUGGCGCAGUCACCCAGGAAGAGCUCCGUGCAUCCAAGGAGGCGGCCACGGCACUGUCGGAGCAGCUCGAGGAGUCCCGGGCAGCGACGACUACCUGCUGCACAGCUAAAGCCGACCUCGAGACGCAGCUUCAGGAGACCCAGGACACCUUGGCGCAGCUCACCGCGCAGCUGCAGGAGCUGCAGGACCGCACCGCGGAGCUGGAGAAGGCCCUCCAGGCCUCUGAGGAGACCGCUGCACUCACGACCUCGCAGCUGGCGGAAGCCAAGGAAGCCAACGCUGCCAGCGAGUCCGCCAAGGCGGCGGCCGAGAAGGAAGCUGAGGAGUCCAAGGAGGCCGCCAAGCUGCUGCAGGCACAGCUCAACGAUGCAGAAGAUGCGGUGAAGCGGCAGGAGGCGGAGCUGGCGUCGGCCAAGGCAGCCGCAGACUCCCUGGAACAGCGCCUCCAGGAGGCCCGGGAGGCCAAGGAGGCCGCGACCCCCGCGCAGGCAGCCGAUGCCCAGGAGUCCAAGGAGGGCCAGGCCGGUCAGGAGGCGGCGGCCACGCCAGCAGAGGCGGGUGUAUGA
Symbiodinium natans is the source of this 3348-nucleotide messenger RNA. NCBI's taxonomy places the organism in Eukaryota, Dinophyceae, Suessiales, Symbiodiniaceae. The record is from the annotation of a GenBank genome assembly.